AUUUUCCAUGCAUCCAUCUUCCAAGUACUCUUACAAGCUAAACAAUGAUUCAUGUGGGUCCUCUUUGAUCUAAAAGUAAAAACUAAAAUUGACAAAUAAUUCCUCAUAAAUAUUCAUAUUCACUAUAUUCAAUGGGUCUAUGAACAGGUUCUCCAUGUUUAAGUUAAAGUACUGACCUUUCUUUACAUAGAGCCCCCACCCUGCCCAUUUGUGGAGACCUUUCCAUCAUCUCAUCUCUUUCUUUCCCCACUUUUUCCCAUUUCCUAUGAUUGAACUCCAUUUUUGUGCAAUCAAUCUAACCCUAGUAACUCUAAAGAGGGAAUUAAUUGCUGAAUUCAUAAAGAUAACAACUUUUUGGAGUUUCUUUUUAAAGCUGUUUCCUGGUUGGAAGAUCAGUGUAGAGUAGAGACAUUGGAAAAGGGUAUCAAAGUUUAUAGUUGGUGGGUCUGCUCAAUAUGUAAUUAGAUUGCCAUAAUUCAUAGACUUGGUCACUUUUGGGAUUAUUGUAAGGUGUGAUUUUUUGUUUAUUUGGUAUAUAUGGUGGGUUCAUGACAAAUCAUAUGAUCCAUGAUGGUAGUAUUGGAUGAUUGUUAACAUGAAUGAUCAAGGAUGAGAUAAGGUUUUGUUGAAAUGGAGUUAAAUGGGGAUGUUGAAGUACAUGAACAACAGCCGUCUUCACCGUUGUGGGUUUUGCACCAAAUCUCCGAGGAGGCUGUUAGGGUAGCAAAUGAGUACUUGAGUAGUGCCAAUACAUCACCCGUUUGGACCGGACAUAAACGAAAUCAGAGUGAAACUGUAAACCACACACGCAGGCGUAGUAGUUUCGAGCAAUUGAAGUCUCAGAUAUCAAAGGCUUGGCGGUGGGGUGGGAACUCGCAGUAUGAGAAUGGACGGUUCAAUUUUAACCCUGAGGUACUCGCAAACCAGAAACGCCAGUGGUAUCAACUGCAUACCCAAGAUCGUAGUAAAUAUCAGGAGCCCAUUUCCCUAUUCGAACACUUCAUAGUUAGUGGUCUACAUCCAGAUGCCAACCUUGAAGCCAUUGAGGAUGCAUUUGCUAGAAGGAAAAAGUGGGAGGCAGAAGUGGCUAGAACAGAGGAACUGGAUGGAAGAUCAUCAUAUAAUUGCGGACCUUCUCCUCCAUUGCUGGAUCCUCAGAUAAUUUUCAAGUAUCCACAUGGGAAGAAACUGCCUAUGCGCCUCAAAGAUUUCUGUGUCUUUUCUUUCCCUGGAGGUGUCAAGGCUCGGCUGAUGGAGAGAACUCCAUCCUUGAGUGAUUUGAAUUCACUUGUUUAUGGACAGGAGCAUAUGGGUAGGGAUGACUUAGCAUUCGUUUUCUCACUGAAGGCUGCAGAUAGUGGAACACUAUAUGGUGUUUGCCUUCAUGUACCAGAGAUUGUUCAACGGCCACCCGCUAUCUUGGGUUCUUCUUCACCUUUGUGUAAUCCAUCUGUAGGAGGCAGCCGUUUCUUGGUCUCUGCACCUCGCUGCUAUUGUUUGCUAACCCGAGUUCCUUUCUUUGAGCUACACUAUGAGAUGCUUAAUAGUAUUAUCUCACAGGAGCGUUUGAAUCGAAUAACACAGUUUGUUAGUGAAAUGAGUCUUUGUGGGUAUUCCCCGUCUCCUUCAAGGGUACAAUAUGAAAAUUUUGAAUCGCCUUGUAAGGACACUGAGUGGAUGUCAUCAGCAAUUCCCGUUGAUAAGGCGAUAGCCCUCACCGCUGCUGCUGCUGGUAUCAUAACUGAUGAUGAUGUCCUAUCUAAUUCGUCCAAGAUUGGGGAAUCUCAAUCUCCAUCAAAUGAUAGCGAGGCCUCAGAUUUCGGUCCUUCCAAAGAGGUUGAUCAAGAUGGAAAAAGGGAUCUACAAGAUUGUGAUGAUCUUGCAUCUGAAAGCCGUGCUAAUGGGUUUGGUAAACCGUAUGAGAAUUAUGAAUACAAUACUUCUUCACCUGAGCCUACUCUAUCACCUGAGCCUACCUUAUCAUCUCAUUCUGACCAUCUAAAACUGGAGAGAAGCAACAGCUCUUUGUCUUUCCACAGUUCGGUUAGAAGCAUGGAUGAUGAUGAUUGCUUUUCAAACCAGGAUAGUGAUUGUUCUGGCGAUUUCAUGACUAUGGAAUGGGCUAAGGAGAAUAAGAAUGAUCUACUGCAAAUAGUUUGUGCUUAUGGAGCUCUCCCUAUUCCUCCACGAGGGGGUGAGGUAGUGUUUCAGCCACUUGAACACCUUCAGGCUAUUCAGUACAAACGCUUUUCAAUAUCCGAUCUUGGUAUAGAUGAAAGUGAUUUAGAUAGUGAGUUGCAUGAUCCAAUUAAAUCUGCAGAGGUCUAUGCUAGGUUAGCUGCUGCAGAAGAAGCUGUAGCAUUAUCUGUUUGGACCACGGCAACAAUCUGUCGAGUGCUUUCUUUGGAUAGUAUUUUGGACUUGCUUACUGGAGUACUGUUGGAGAAACAAGUGGUGGUGGUCGGAUCUAAUCUGGGUAUUCUGUCAGCUGUAGUGCUAUCUAUCAUUCCUAUGAUUCGUCCGUUUGAAUGGCAAAGUCUCUUUCUAUCAAUUCUCCCUGGGAAGAUGCUGGAUUUUCUUGAUGCUCCUGUUCCUUAUGUUGUUGGGAUGAAGAAUAAACCAGCAGACGUGAAGAUUAAGACAUCUAAUCUAGUCCUCGUUAAUGUAGCAAAGGAUCAGGUUAAAAUGUGUUCGUUGCCCAUGAUUCCUCUACGGAAGGAGCUCUAUUCUGAACUUCUUCCAAUCCAUACUGCUCUGGUUAGUCAGUGUAGGACAGCUGAGAAACACCCUGUACAUAAAUGCAAUGAGGAGCAGGCUGAAGCUGCUACGCGUUUUUCAGGUGUCAUGAAGAGAUACAUGGAGUCUCUAUGUGCAGAUCUAAGGUCUUAUACCAUCACACGUGUAAAUGAUCGAGUUUCUUUACUUCUGAAGGAUAGUUUUAUUGAUUCCUUUUCUAGUAGAGAUCGACCAUUCAUCAAGUUGUUUGUGGACACGCAAAUGUUUACAGUCUUAUCAGACUCUCGUUUGGCUACCUUUGAGCACGAGAAGUCAUAAAUUAGAUCGAGAACAAGCAGGCGGAUAGAGCAACAUGUUGAUUGUUUGAUAUCAUAUAGUUACUGAAGCCAUAUAGGUCUCUUGCUGUUCGUAGUCAAUACAUAGUCAGGUUUUCUCUCUUUUUCUCACUUUUUUCUUUUCGGCUGGGAGCGGAAUGCGCUUGUCAAGCAGCUUGAUCUGCAUAGGGCCAUAGUCCCUAACUGCCAUGGUUCAAUUAUUUUUAAGAAAAAAAAUCUGUAACGUAUAGUCGCAUAGCCCGAGUACGGAAUAUCUUAGGGGGAGGCCGAAGCAGUUUGACGGUUAUCCCUAUAUUUAUAUAGGAAAAAAAAUUACGGGCUGCCUCAAAGUGAAGCGCCCGUGUUUCAUCUUGUAAAUUAUUCUCUCUAUCCAUUGGAAUAAAAACUAUGCUUCUUUGUUCCGCGAA
This is a messenger RNA of Amaranthus tricolor (Joseph's coat), 3478 nucleotides long. RefSeq lists its product as uncharacterized. Bases 631 to 3054 code for a protein of 807 amino acids. The record is from RefSeq and is a predicted model, not a curated record. The transcript is spliced from 19 exons. Lineage: Eukaryota; Viridiplantae; Streptophyta; Magnoliopsida; Caryophyllales; Amaranthaceae.